CUUAUCAUUAAUAGGAGAGAAUGGAAUUCUCUACUUGCAGGAGGUUUACUGUUGCUGUAAUACUGCUCUCUGUUUAUCAGAGAAUAGUUUGUGGAAACUAUAUGGUGCAAGUUGCUUUGGUGAAAUGGGAGAAUCCAGAAGGAGCUACCAUUCAUCACCUCUGCUGUGAUGAUGCUGAUCGAAAUCCACCAAACUGCCGUCUCCUCACCAAUUUUUGUGAAACAUACUUCCAAGUUUGCCUCCAGCCCUACACCUACAGCAGUUCUAACAGGAAUUGUCCUUACAGUAGCUACUCCAGUGAUUAUGAUUCAUCACGCAGUGAUUCUAAUGACAUCAGUUUCCCUUUUGGUGUUGCUCUGCCUGGAGAUGUGCCUAACCCAAUGACAUUUACAAUAAGAGAAGAUACUAUUGAUGCAGGACUAAGGGUGAGUGUGAGAAUUUAUGAUCGUGAUGUCACCUCUCAAGACGAUCUCAUUGAUAACAUUCCAUUCAACAUUCGUAACCCAGUCCUCUCUAAUACUUAUAUAAACUUAAGUAUCACCACCAACAAUUCCUAUCAAAGUACAGCAUAUACAAGGACUAUGGUGAUUUCGUACAGAAUAACCUGUUUGACUGGUUUUACUGGCGACAACUGCAAGCAAUCCAUUGUGACCAAUAACUCAUCAGGUUGUGAAAAUUCUACAAAAGCAAGUUCUACUGACAGUGUAAGUUCUACUGACAGUGUAAGUACUGCUGGUAACAGUGAUAAUACUGACCUACUCUCACUGCUAAUAAUUAAUAUCAUAUUAACCAUCACACUUUCUGUUAGUAUCAUUAUCUUAAUGAUUGCAUUCUACAAGAAGAGUAGAUCUUCAAAAGAUAAUCAACUUAGUUCCAACAGGAACACAGAGAGUUUUCCUCCAAUUCAACCUCCUCCAAGACUUCAAAUUCUCUCUCCUCCUUCUCCAGCAGUUUCUGUUAACUCACUGUACAGAGACUCCUUCACUAAUGGACCGGGUUUUACACUCUCCAUUCACAAUGGAGAAGAUGGCAGGACUUCAUCACGCCUGUCCAAAUCCUCUUUGUUUGCAGAUGAUUACGAGAACAAGCUUAAUUCCAAUCCUGCCUAUGCUGCGUCUCCUACCUUUAAUAAAGAUGAUGACUACAUAUAAAAGACAUUUUACACACAUGUACAUGUGCUUUUCCUUUUGCAUAGAGCCACAUUCUACAAUUUUCUUUUUUUGCAUUUCUAAUUUCACAGAUUUUAAACUAUUUGUAUUCCUUUUUUGUUUCCUGCAUAUUAGAUCUAAUUAGUAAAGGACUAUAACAAUAAUAACUUGUCAUUUUAUGAUACAUUAUGUAUCCAUUAUUUUAAUAUGUAAUUUUUAACUACAUAUUAUGCUGACUUUUCAUGUUGUUGUUUUUUUUAUUAAAAAAAGACACAUAUACAGUUUCCUGUAUAGUCUAUCAU
Molecule: messenger RNA, 1450 nt
Organism: Amphimedon queenslandica
Lineage: Eukaryota; Metazoa; Porifera; Demospongiae; Haplosclerida; Niphatidae
Exons: 5
Coding region: 21-1151 (376 amino acids)
Biological process (GO): Notch signaling pathway; multicellular organism development
Cellular component (GO): membrane
Source: RefSeq, a predicted model, not a curated record